Carlito syrichta (Philippine tarsier) is the source of this 882-nucleotide messenger RNA. RefSeq names its product methylosome subunit pICln-like. The transcript has 2 exons. Gene Ontology annotation, cellular component: plasma membrane; spliceosomal complex; cytosol. The record is from RefSeq and is a predicted model, not a curated record. Bases 23 to 538 code for a protein of 171 amino acids. Lineage: Eukaryota; Metazoa; Chordata; Mammalia; Primates; Tarsiidae. Gene Ontology annotation, biological process: spliceosomal snRNP assembly; cell volume homeostasis; chloride transport.
UGUUGCUGAACUCUCCGCUGCUAUGAGCUUCCUCAAAAGUUUCCCACUGCCCGGGCCGGCCGAGGGGCUUCGGCGGCAGCAGCCAGAUACCAAGGCUGUGCUGAACGGGAAGGGCCUAGGCUCCAGGACCCUCUACAUUGCUGAGAACCGCCUGUCUUGGUUAGAUGGCUCUGGAUUAGGAUUCUCACUGGAAUACCCCACUAUUAAUUUACAUGCGAUGUCCAGGGGCCUAAACGUCUAUCCACGAGAGCAUUUGUAUGUAAUGGUGAAUGCCAAAUUUGGAGAAGAAUCAAAAGAAUCUGACAAGAGGACAUCCCCUACAUUUUAUACCUAUGAAAAAGGAUUAUCCCAUUUAACAGCAGAAGGCCAAGCCACAUUAGAGAGAUUAGAAGGAAUGCUUUCUCAAUCUGUAAGCAGUCAGUAUAAUAUGGCAGGGGUCAGGACAGAAGAUUCAAUAAGAGAUUAUGAAGAUGGGAUGGAGGUGGAUACCACACCAACGGUUGCUGGACAGUUUGAGGAUGCAGAUGUUGAUCACUGAAAAUGUUGAUCAUGGCUUUAAGAUUCUGCUAAUAACUGUAGGAGAGAACUUGGUGCCUCUUCCACUCUGGAGUGGGGUUGAUGACAGUCUUUUUCUUUCUCCAAAACUCAUCUGAAGCAGUUAUUUCUCGAGACAUACUAUAUUGAGACAAGUUGUCACCAGCAGAAGAUACUAUGACCUUUAUUAACAAAGAUGAAUUAACUUAACCAAGAGGGUAUUUGUAGUUUAUUGUUUACCCCAAAACUUUCUGUGGCUAGGUACCCUCUGAGUAGGCCUAUACUUCCUGCCUUCGCUGUUUGCGUCUUCUGUAAGCUGGCAGGCCUAUGUGGUGAAAAUGCCUAGGA